AUGCAGAUGCGCACUGCGCAGCGCGGAAGCCUUUCGGAGUAUUUCAGCUACAUACCCCUGUCGUGCAUAUACUUCAAUGCUGGACGUCUUCCAUACCGACCAGCUCGACCGAGGUUGUAUAUGUUGACCGCGUUUCAUGCUAAUGUCGCAAGCGUUAUACUCUGUGCUGUCACUGUAAAUGCAUUAUCUGUGGCUGUUGAUAAACGAGUUAUAGAGGGCGCUAUGUUAGCGAGUUCUAGCGGUCCUUGUGCUUGGGUAUCAUUGUCGUUUUAUAUGAACGGGACCACACCGUUACUGGCUGGAUGCACCUACAUGGUGUCCCUGCUGACUACACCGCUAACACACUUACUAUUGUGUGGAAAAGCCCCAAUUCCUCCACUAGAAGAAUUAAAAGCGGUCGCUGUGACUGCGGCGUUACCUUACUUAGUUGGUACUUACGCCACUGCCAGUAAAAAUCAAUACGGUCCAACUAUAAGUAAGCUAUCAGCUUUAUUACUCUUGUAUGUGGAUUGUUGCAGCUUGUUAUUAGAAGCCGAAGGCAUAUUUUAUAUAUCGGACGUCAUUUCAACUUUAGUUCUAGACGAACUUAUCGAUGGAGUCAGAGUGACAGAAGAAAAGGUGCGACACCUGUUCGAUGACGUCACGGACGCGACGAACGUGGAGUUUUCGAAAUUCGAGUCGGUUAUGUCGAAACUUCUAGACGAUCAGACGAGAACCGUUGGCACCUUCGUGAACAUGGUCACGAAUUUAGAUCUUACGGAGGGAUCUAAAUUCUUAGAUGUACUAGCGAAUGUCGCCGGAUAUAGCUAG
Leptosia nina is the source of this 810-nucleotide messenger RNA. The record is from the annotation of a GenBank genome assembly. Lineage: Eukaryota; Metazoa; Arthropoda; Insecta; Lepidoptera; Pieridae.